Messenger RNA from Oryza brachyantha (malo sina), 1250 nucleotides. Its product is annotated as AT-hook motif nuclear-localized protein 17-like. Bases 7 to 969 code for a protein of 320 amino acids. Gene Ontology annotation, molecular function: minor groove of adenine-thymine-rich DNA binding; DNA-binding transcription factor activity. The transcript has a single exon. Lineage: Eukaryota; Viridiplantae; Streptophyta; Magnoliopsida; Poales; Poaceae. The record is from RefSeq and is a predicted model, not a curated record. Gene Ontology annotation, cellular component: nucleus.
GGAGGUAUGGAGAGGAGGAGUCAGCUGGGAGAAGGCGAGGGCAAGGCCGUCGACGUUGCCAUGGGUGUGCCGCGGCAGGAGCAGAAGCAGCUGGAGUGCUUCUCUGACGAGGUGAACAGCCGUGAGGAGGCUGGGGUGAAGGAGACGAGGGGGGAGGCGGCGGGGGCUGAGGUUUCGGGAGCUGGCCGGUGGGGCGGCGGUGGCGGUGGUGAGGGUGUUGCGAAGGCGGCGGUGGCUAAGAGGAGGAGGGGGCGGCCGCCGGGGUCGAAGAAUAAGCCGAAGCCGCCGGUGCUCGUUACGCGGGAGGCGCCGGAGCCCGCGGCGGCGAUGCGGCCGCACGUGCUGGAGAUCCCGGGGGGCGGGGACGUCGCCGGCGCGCUCGCGGGCUUCGCGCGCCGCCGCGGACUCGGGAUCUGCGUGCUGGCCGGGACGGGCGCCGUCGCCAACGUCUCGCUCCGCCACCCGCUGCCCCCCACCGCGGAGAUCAGCGGCGCCGCGGCGGCCGCCGUGGUCGUCUUCCACGGCCGGUACGACAUCCUCUCCAUCUCGGCCACGUUCCUUCCACCCGCCAUGUCCGCGGCGGCGCCACGCGCGCUCGGCGGCCUCUCGAUAUCGCUCGCCGGGCCCCACGGCCAGAUCGUCGGAGGCGCCGUGGCAGGCCCGCUCGUCGCCGCCACCACCGUCGUGGUCGUCGCCGCCGCGUUCACCAGCCCAACGUUCCACCGCCUCCCCGCGGAAGACGACGACGCGCCAGCGCCAGCGUCCGUCUCCGGCAGCGGCGCCGACGCUGACGAACACCGGAGGCGCCAAACGGAUCCCCAGGAGCACCACCAUCACUUGACGCCGCUUCAUCCGCGCAGCAUAGCUCCCGCGACGACGACGCAGCCUGUGUACGCGUCGCCGUCGGCGCGCCAGCAUGGAGAGGCGUGGACGCCGGCGGCGGCAAGCCCACGGCCGCCGUACCAAUAGCUCGAGCCUCGAGGCGGUGCUUGCGUGACAUGCAUGGUCAAGGCAAUGGCAAUCCCUGUGAUCUUCUUGCAGAGUUGCACGGAAGUAUCGAAUUAUCUACUAAUUAGUUUGAUGUUUGGUAGCUAGCUAUAGUCAUUAGGGUUUAACUUUGUUUACCUCAGUUCUUUGGCAGGACACAGGAUAUUGAAAUGUGUUAUCUUGUUUUGGGCUGCUUGCACGGCUUAAAACUAAUCCAGAUAUGAUCUUGCAUUCUAAUUCAGUUUAUGGGUUUUCUCGGCCAA